Danaus plexippus (monarch butterfly) is the source of this 1300-nucleotide messenger RNA. Its product is annotated as low density lipoprotein receptor adapter protein 1-A-like. The record is from RefSeq and is a predicted model, not a curated record. Lineage: Eukaryota; Metazoa; Arthropoda; Insecta; Lepidoptera; Nymphalidae. The coding region runs from base 97 to 738 and encodes 213 amino acids. The transcript has 6 exons.
GCAUGCCCAUAUCACAGGGUGGCUGAGUUGCAGUUAUCUGUAAACCGUAGACGAGAAAAGUUGCGUCCCGUAUUAAAAAAAAAAUUAUUCAAGAAAAUGACAACGCUUUUAAGAAAAAUGUUGAAGAACAAUUCGAAACACAAAAAACUUUGUGAGGAGUGGGCGCUAGCUGAGUGUGAGGGGGAGGGCUGGUGGAAAGAGGCGCGGGAAGGGAAAGGAAACACAGAGGUCCGGUACGCAGGGGUCGCACCCGUGGAGCGAGCCGCCUCCGCCCCCGCUACCGCUCUUGCUGUGCGCUCGGCCUUACACACGGCGAAAACUAUGAACAAAAAGUUGCCGAGAGUGAAUUUGGAUAUCAGUCCUAAGGGUAUCCUUGUGUCUGACGCUGAAUCACAAGAAGACGUUCUCAGCCUGUCCAUUUACAGAAUCUCAUACUGCUCAGCGGACGCGGCGAACGCUCGUGUGUUCGCAGUGGUAGAAGGCGCGGAAGCCGGGGCGGGCGACGAGCACGCGGUUCACGUGUUCGUGUGCGCUAGACGCAAGCAAGCGCGCACCUUGGCUCUAUCGCUGGCACAUGCGUUUAAUGAUGCCUACCAGGCGUGGCAAGCUAACGAAGCGGCAUCCUUGAAAUCGGGAGGCAAAAGACUAAUAACUCCCUGGGUAAAUUUCCCCGAUGAGUCCGACGAGGAUGUUGUGGAUCAGUGGGACGCGCCCGCUCCGCUUGUCACUUUCGCUUAACUCUUAAACAUAUUAUAAAAUUAUUAAGACAUUUGCACUAAAAGUUAAAUAUAUUAAGACAUUUUGGUAAAAAAAUCAUUUAGGCAACAAAAUCGUCGGCCAUUUUUCACAAGUCUAGCCGUCAAAAUGUAUACAUACUUAUUAUUUUUUAAUUCAAAAUCUUAUAGUUUUCGGCUAGAAUUAAUGUAAUUGUAAUAUCAAAAUAAACCUAGACUAAGAAAUAAAAUUAUAUUUUUGUUAGAUAUUCAUCUAGAUUUCAGUAAAAAAAAUAUAAAAUUUAUAAAUAUAUAAAAAAUAUAAUUUUACCGGAAGAAAGCUUUAUUGUGUUUAAGUGUUAUUGAUUUUUAUGAUGAUGGAACUUGUAUUGACUAAUCACUUGUUAUAAUUCUCGUUAUUUUAUACAUGUAUACUUAUAAUUUAAGGAGUAUAUUUCGACUGUUUUAGAUUUAUAUACAUUAUAAGAAUAUUCUUAAUGAAAUAAAGUAUUUGUAAAUUCGGUUUAAUUCUAUAAUAUCAUAUAAAUAAAAUUUAUGAAUAUAAUGGAAAAGCAUUCCAUUCGUUA